Dibothriocephalus latus is the source of this 300-nucleotide messenger RNA. The record is from the annotation of a GenBank genome assembly. Lineage: Eukaryota; Metazoa; Platyhelminthes; Cestoda; Diphyllobothriidea; Diphyllobothriidae.
AUGCCUAAUUGGCCUUCAUUUUCAGACAACAUUGAUGUGGAGUUUGGCAAUUUUUUUAAACUAUGCAAAGACCUCAAGUAUGAGCAACAGCACGCCGCAGCCUCGAUAAUCAUUUGCUUCCACAAUGAGGCCUGGUCAGUGCUUCUACGGUCCGUGCACUCGAUCCUCGAUCGUUCCCCGGAACAUCUGGUGAAGGAAAUAAUCCUUGUCGAUGAUGCCUCCACGAUGGGUAAGAAAAUCCUUCUAUUCUUCCUUGUUGAAGUGAAUUUGCAUUUUGGUGAGGAUUCCUUUCUAGGCUGA